Orbilia oligospora ATCC 24927 is the source of this 2400-nucleotide messenger RNA. RefSeq lists its product as uncharacterized. Lineage: Eukaryota; Fungi; Ascomycota; Orbiliomycetes; Orbiliales; Orbiliaceae. The record is from RefSeq and is a predicted model, not a curated record. The transcript has a single exon. The coding region runs from base 1 to 2400 and encodes 799 amino acids.
AUGAAAACUAUUUACCUUCUACCGGCCCUUUGCGCUGCUCCCGGCCUUUCAUUCCGGGUCGACAUACAAUGGGGAACCUCCAACCCCCUCACUCAAGACCUUCGUUCCUUCCAACCCGAGUCUGAACUCUGGAACAAAACAGUCCCACGUUUCCAAGAAUCUUUCACCAUAGAUACAGACCGCACCCAUAACCGCAUGGAAAAGGCAUGUAAAGAAAUAACGCAACCAUACACUCAAGUCAAGGACCGUGAAAAUCGCGACUAUCUCCGUCGCCAUGAAUACGUCAAAGCCGUCCGCAUAUCUCAGACUCCCCAAAUACACCCUCCUAACCAAGAAAUCCCACCCUUCAAGCACCCAUACGAACGAUCAGUUCGUGGAAUCGCAUUCUUUGGAAAUGGAAACUGUAAGGGCGAGCCAAAACUUAUUAUUUGGCCCAAACAAGCAGCAGAUAUGAACUAUCCUACCGCAAGACGUUAUGAAAUCCUACGGUCCCCAACCGAAGUCGAAAACUUUUAUGCUAAAUGGGCGCAAACCUUCGAGUUUUCGGAUUUCGACGUGAAGAAGGAUCCAAAUUCUCACUAUAAUGUUGCAAGGCCGCAAUUAGAGUAUCUAAGAGAUCCAACAGAUCAGAAAAAGGUUGACGAGCAGCUUGAGAAGUACCCCGAAAAUCCCUGGUUGAAGAAAGGCACUCUCGGAAGCCCAAUAGGAUCACCAUAUCAUCAACCUUUUGGGAGUUUCAGGGAGAUAUUUCCAACCAGAUCUGAUAGAAUUUGGAGGCAGAUCGUUAGUCCAACGGGAGGUGAUACCUCUUACUGGAAUAUUCCCAUGAUCAAUGUCCAACUCGACCAUCGAAAUACAAAUGGUCAGCAAAAGGAUAAUUUCUUUCGAAGUUUCGUGCCUUACGGGUUAUUGGACAGUACAUGGGCCGCAGUGUUCGAACUCAUCGAGCAGGAAUAUGCUAGAUUCUAUCGGCUAAUGGUUGAUCUUUUGGGCGUUCCUGGGAAGUCACCUGUUAAAAGGAUCAGAUGGAGCCCAAAGCGACAAGCGGCGGCUCUAAAGACUUUAGCGUCGGUGUCUGACCCCCGGGCACCAUUUUAUACAGAGACAAUAAGAUCUCUUGAGCAAGCGCUAGACGCUAGUCCAUUAAGCAAACUUCGGAAUUUCGAGGUAUAUACGACGUCUCCUAAUCUACCCGAUCCGAGGGAAUGGACGUUACCACCAUCAUGGGAAGGAGUCCCCGUUUGGAAUGCUUCAGCAGGAAGGAUGGUGAAGAAUCCGAAGACAGGGAAAAUGGAGCGGUCUGGGGCGUAUGAAAAAGAACCCAACCCGAACAGAAUCAUAUAUAGCAGCGUACAACUGGAAUGGUUAGGAGAGGGACGAUUCAAAUUUACGACAGUGCCUGUGGUUAGUGAUCCGACAGCCGCGAUAGUGAAGGAAGCUGCCGUAGAAGAAUUAUCCUCUAUCGAAGAGGAGGCCGCUAUUGAACAGUUACCCUUAAUCAAAGAACCUCUCAAUCCCGCUGUCGAAAAUAUACUCAAGAUUGAAGAGCCACCCAUUAAAAUCAAUACCGGAGCCGAUUUACGAACUGCUUCAGGAAUAGAAGAGGAGAAGAAAAUCGAGGUGUCGCAAAUCGUAGAAGGACAAGAGAUCUCAUCGCCUCUACUAUCACCCGCAGGAGGCGCCGGGCGGGGUGGAUUCGCUUUCCCUCAGCAGGCAAUACCAAUCAGCGACAGUAUUUCAGAUGCGGGUACGGCUGGCUCAUUGUCUGAACUUGCUUCGUCGAUUGUCAAUGACGCCAAUAGAAUUGACCUAGAUGAAAGUUACGAGAUUAUUGCCCCAGAUGUCGAUAUAGGGAGAGGGAAAGGCCAACAAAAUCAAAAUCUUCAGCAAAGCAUAGUCACCCGGCCACGGUCGAGAGGCGUUAGUGGCGAACGACCACAGCUGCAGAUUGAAUCUCUAAAAGAGAGUAAGAUUUUAUACAGGCCACAGGAUGACCCAUUAGUUCAAAGCAAAGGCUCAAUGCGACAAUCUCGCGGUGGCCGUAUAUCAGCUCCAAAUUCGAUAGAAGUGCUGAAGGAAAGUGUAGUAAGCUACCGACCACCUCCUGCACAAAACCUCAGAGAAAACAUAUUGAGGGCGAGUCAACACCCAAGUGCGAAUGGAGACAUUGUGGUCCCUGUAGGAAACGACCUAUCAGAAAGUAUCGUAAUUAACUCAAAGCAACGGCGAGGUCAAAACAUGGUGGCUGCAGCCGCUGGCGCUCUUUCAAAGAGCAGCGGAACGGGUAAGAAAGGAGAGUGCAUACCUAGGCCUAAUGAGCAGCGUGUGGCUGCAGGUGUCUGCAGCGCUUUGGUUUGCUGUUUAACAUCAAAAACACAGCUCAAAUUACCUACUAAGUAG